Apus apus (common swift) is the source of this 604-nucleotide messenger RNA. It is a transcript of the gene RPL14, whose product is annotated as ribosomal protein L14. Lineage: Eukaryota; Metazoa; Chordata; Aves; Apodiformes; Apodidae. Gene Ontology annotation, cellular component: ribosome; cytosolic large ribosomal subunit. Gene Ontology annotation, molecular function: RNA binding; structural constituent of ribosome. The transcript is spliced from 6 exons. The record is from RefSeq and is a predicted model, not a curated record. Gene Ontology annotation, biological process: ribosomal large subunit biogenesis; translation. The coding region runs from base 57 to 584 and encodes 175 amino acids.
GCUUCCGGCCGCCGCCGGGGCGGCCCCUCCCUUUCUGCUCGGCGGCCGCGGCCAUCAUGGUCUUCAAACGCUUCGUCGAGAUCGGCAGAGUUGCCUUCAUCUCCUUCGGGCCCCACGCUGGCAAGCUGGUGGCCAUUGUGGAUGUUAUUGACCAAAACAGGGCACUGGUUGAUGGCCCCUGCAGCGGUGUCAGAAGGCAGGCAAUGCCCUUCAAGUGCAUGCAGCUGACUGACUUUGUCCUCAAGUUCCCACACAGUGCUCGUCAGAAGUGUGUGCGACUUGCCUGGGAGAAGGAAAAUAUCAAUGAAAAAUGGGCAGCAACAAGAUGGGCAAAGAAGAUUGAAGCCCGGGAAAAGAAAGCCAAAAUGACUGACUUCGAUCGCUACAAGGUUAUGAAAGCAAAGAGAAUGAGAAACAGGAUUAUCAAGCAUGAAAUGAAGAAGCUCCAGAAGUUGGCUUCCAAGAAAGGCAAGAAGCCGGAGAAGUCAGAGAAGCCGGAGAAGUCAGAGAAGCCGAAGUCAGAGAAGCGAGAGAAGGCGCCAAAGUCGGAGAAGGCGCCGAAGGCACAGAAGGCACAGAAAUAAAAAGAACUUCUGGUCAUGUA